This is a messenger RNA of Anopheles merus, 1587 nucleotides long. RefSeq lists its product as uncharacterized. The record is from RefSeq and is a predicted model, not a curated record. Bases 1 to 1587 code for a protein of 528 amino acids. Gene Ontology annotation, biological process: DNA integration. The transcript is spliced from 2 exons. Gene Ontology annotation, molecular function: nucleic acid binding. Lineage: Eukaryota; Metazoa; Arthropoda; Insecta; Diptera; Culicidae.
AUGACAAAAGCAGACAAGCUUAAGUCAAGGCAAGCCAAACGGCAAAGCCUCAUUGUGUCUAUGCAGCGGCUUGCGCAGUUUGCAAAAGACUAUACUCCUCAACAACAACAGCAAAUACCCGACCGACUUGAUCGGUUGUCGAAAAUUUGGGAAUGUUUCCAAAUGGUGCAGGAAGACUGCGAGGAAUGGGACGAUUCCGAAAAUGCUACCAGCGAAAACGAAGCGUUAUUGUCACAAGCAGAGGAGCUUUACUUCGAAACAAAGGCCGCGUUAACAAGGUACAUUCCGGAAACAGCAGAUCAGGUAAAAGAAGAGGUUACCCGCCCAGCAAACCAUGUUUCUGGCAAGGAAAACCCAGCUGAUAUGAUAUCUAGAGGAGUAGCGGUGAAUGAAUUCCUCAGUAGUGAUCUAUGGCGGCAUGGUCCUUCCUGGCUUCGUGAACCCAAAGGCUCUUGGCCCUUGCAAACCCCGGAUAACAACAUAACCGUAGAGGACGAACGAAAGGUAUCUAUCCUAACAACUCAAGUGACUGAAAUAAAUCCAAUAUUUCAACGUUUUUCUACACUACAACCAUUACUUCGUAUUUUUGGUUUCUGUUUGCGAUUCAUUAACAACACUCGCAAAUCAAAUAAAAGAAUAUCGCUUAAUGUUCUACUGGUAAAGGAGAUACAACAUGCUAAACGAGCCCUAUGCAAAAUGGUACAAGCUACUGAAUUCUCUGUUGAACUACAAGCCUUAAAAAGAAAUGAAGGGUUAGCUAAGGUUUCUUCUAUUCGACUUCUUAAUCCAUUUAUUGAUAACGAUGGAUUAAUACGCGUUGGUGGCCGGUUGCGCCAUUCUGAUCUGAGCCACGAUGCUAAGCAUCCCAUCCUCAUGCCAGCUUUCCAUCCUUUCACUCGCCUUCUAAUCAUGGAUCAUCAUCUGAAAACGAUGCACGGCGGAGUGAGCAUGACAUUAUCAUCUAUUCGUGAAGAAAUAUGGCCAUUGAACGGCAUGAGAGCCGUUAGAAGUGUAACUCGAACUUGUUUUAAUUGUGUAAGAGCUAAUCCCACCCCAAUAAUCCAACCUAUUGGUCAAUUACCAAUAUCACGUGUAACAAUAAAUGAAGUUUUCUCCUGCGUUGGUGUGGAUUAUUGUGGUCCACUUUAUUUGCGUCCAUCUCAUCGCAAGGCUGCAUCUCCAAAAGCAUAUGUAUGCGUAUUUGUUUGUAUGAGCACCAAGGCUGUACAUUUAGAACUCGCAGGUGACUUGAGUACCACCACUUUUUUGAUGGCCUUGGAUCGAUUCGUAUCACGACGAGGAAAACCGAAAAACAUAUACUCAGAUAAUGGUACCAACUUUAUUGGUGCAAAGAAUGCAUUGCAUGAAAUUUAUCAAUUCCUUCAUAAAGAUAAUAACAAAAUAACUAAUCAUUUGUCUAACGAAAACAUUCAGUGGCAUCUAAUACCACCACGUGCUCCUAAUUUCGGUGGACUUUGGGAAGCCGCAGUUAAGGUAGCUAAAACUCAUCUAGUUCGGCAGCUUGGCACAGCUCAACUUUCAUACGAAUCCAUGUGUACUCUAUUAACAAAAUUGAAGGAUGUAUGA